Sorex fumeus (smoky shrew) is the source of this 6634-nucleotide messenger RNA. RefSeq names its product TBL1X/Y related 1 (gene TBL1XR1). Lineage: Eukaryota; Metazoa; Chordata; Mammalia; Eulipotyphla; Soricidae. The coding region runs from base 287 to 1831 and encodes 514 amino acids. The transcript has 17 exons. Gene Ontology annotation, molecular function: protein binding; transcription corepressor activity. Gene Ontology annotation, biological process: regulation of transcription by RNA polymerase II. Gene Ontology annotation, cellular component: histone deacetylase complex. The record is from RefSeq and is a predicted model, not a curated record.
GAGGAGGGGAGUUUCCUGGAGCCUCCGUUCCCGGGAGGGGGGCGCACGGGCGUCGCAGGCCAGCGCGGGCCAGGUCCUGGCUCUUGCAAGUAGUGCUGCAGUGAACACAGGCAGAUUUGCUUUCCGAGAGUGAACAGUGAAAAUUUUGUGUUUGGGAUUGCUGGAUCAAAAGCAUCAGCAUCUUGUGAUUGGUGGUCCCGGAUAUUCACUUGUACAUCCCUACAUCAAUGCACUGCCAAUGGGUUAUAUCCUGUGUUGUGACCUCAUGGUUUAAGUGGGAAUAAAGAUGAGUAUAAGCAGUGAUGAGGUCAACUUCUUGGUAUAUAGAUACUUGCAAGAGUCAGGAUUUUCUCACUCAGCGUUUACCUUUGGUAUAGAAAGCCAUAUCAGUCAGUCUAACAUAAACGGUGCCCUCGUUCCACCUGCUGCGUUAAUUUCUAUCAUCCAGAAAGGUCUACAAUAUGUAGAGGCAGAAGUUAGUAUUAAUGAGGAUGGUACCUUGUUUGAUGGCCGGCCCAUAGAGUCUCUGUCCCUGAUCGAUGCCGUGAUGCCGGAUGUCGUGCAAACGAGACAACAAGCUUACAGAGAUAAGCUUGCCCAGCAGCAGGCCGCAGCUGCCGCAGCUGUCGCAGCUGCUGCCAACCAACAAGGGUCUGCGAAAAAUGGAGAGAACACGGCCAACGGGGAGGAGAACGGAGCACACACUAUCGCAAAUAAUCAUACUGAUAUGAUGGAAGUGGAUGGGGAUGUUGAAAUCCCUCCGAAUAAAGCAGUUGUGUUACGGGGCCAUGAAUCUGAAGUUUUCAUCUGUGCCUGGAACCCCGUUAGCGAUCUCUUGGCAUCAGGGUCUGGAGACUCCACCGCAAGGAUAUGGAAUCUUAGUGAAAACAGCACUAGUGGCUCCACACAGUUAGUCCUUAGACAUUGUAUACGAGAAGGAGGGCAAGAUGUCCCCAGCAACAAGGACGUGACGUCUCUAGAUUGGAAUAGCGAAGGGACACUUCUAGCAACUGGUUCAUACGAUGGAUUUGCCAGAAUAUGGACUAAAGAUGGUAACCUUGCUAGCACCUUGGGGCAGCAUAAAGGUCCGAUAUUUGCAUUAAAAUGGAACAAGAAAGGAAAUUUCAUCCUAAGCGCUGGAGUAGAUAAGACGACGAUUAUUUGGGACGCCCAUACCGGGGAGGCCAAGCAACAGUUUCCUUUUCACUCAGCACCUGCAUUGGAUGUUGACUGGCAGAGCAACAACACCUUCGCGUCUUGCAGCACAGAUAUGUGCAUUCACGUCUGUAAACUCGGACAAGACAGGCCUAUUAAAACAUUCCAGGGACACACGAAUGAAGUAAACGCUAUCAAGUGGGACCCGACUGGCAAUCUCCUGGCCUCCUGUUCUGAUGACAUGACUUUAAAGAUAUGGAGUAUGAAACAAGACAGUUGUGUCCAUGAUUUGCAAGCACAUAAUAAAGAAAUUUAUACUAUUAAGUGGAGUCCAACAGGGCCGGGGACAAAUAACCCAAAUGCCAACCUUAUGCUAGCAAGUGCGUCCUUUGAUUCUACUGUUAGAUUAUGGGAUGUAGACCGAGGGAUUUGCAUCCAUACUUUGACAAAGCACCAAGAGCCUGUAUACAGUGUAGCUUUCAGCCCUGAUGGCAGAUACCUGGCCAGUGGUUCUUUCGACAAAUGCGUACACAUCUGGAACACACAGACAGGUGCUCUAGUUCACAGCUAUAGGGGAACAGGUGGAAUUUUUGAAGUUUGCUGGAAUGCAGCAGGAGACAAAGUUGGAGCCAGUGCAUCAGAUGGUUCAGUUUGUGUAUUAGACCUUCGGAAAUAGCGCUACUAGUUGGAAGCCAUGGACCGACUAUGAAUGUGUACAUAGCCAAAAUGACUGUCCCUGACCCCUGUACUGCUAUAGUCCCACUUGAACCAUGGCCAGUCCACUACAGCCAAAUCUAAAUGAAAUAUAUACAUACAGUGUAUAGAAACAAAAUUGCACCCUGAAGAUGAUGACAGAAUUUUGUCACAGCUUGUGAAUUCUGUUCACCAAGUGCUGGAAUCUAAUCUGCUGUGCCCCUAAAAUAGCAUUUAGAUGUUUUGGAUAUGAGAAACAGAAGAGAGAAGUGCGCGUGACAAAAGCAGCCCAAUACGCGUACCAGUGUGGAUUGUAAUGACAGCCUUGUUUCUCCCCUGAAUCAGCAGACACCAUGGAUUAUAUUCUUUUUUCCCUUCAGUAGUUGAGCAGUUUGUAUGUACAGAGAAAAUGGACUUAGAAAAAACUUGCAGCAGUAGUUUGUCCUUGCUUUUUAACUUUGUUUUUGGUUUAGUUAUGGAUGCAUGAAGUAAGGGAGUGAAUCAGUUUCUUGUUUAUAUUUUUUUCACCUUUUAAACAAAAAAAAAAAUUCUUAAAAAUAUUUUAAAGCAUUCUUUUGAAGAGAUAGAUGUUUGGUACAUUUUAUGGCUCCCAGAGCAUAUAUUCAAUUGGUGCAUGUUGUGGAAGGGGAAUUGGAAAUUAAAUGAAAAUAUAUGACUUUGGUCAUGUCAAUCUGUUAGACACAUCAGUAAAAGGGUAUUAUGCUCUGUUUUUUUUUUUUGUUGUUGUUGUUGUUGUUUGUUUUUUGUCUUUGGUUUUUUUUUUUUUUGGUUUUCGUUUUUGUUUGUUUUGGUGAUGUGGCUUAAAUGCAAUAGUUUCUUUUUGGGGACAUAUUUCUGUCAAUUAAAGACUAGAAGGGCACAAAAAAUUUUUUAAUACCAUAGAGAAGAUGCAUUAAAAUAAAUCUUCUGAUGUUUUGUAGCCAUAACUAAAUUAUGGUUAAAAUGUGCACUAUUGUGAAAAGGAGCAAAGUAGGUUUGGUUUUAUGUUGUUUGUUUAUUUGUUUUGCUUUGUUUUUUAAGAGAUUAAAAUGUUUCUGGAUAAGGAUUAGCUUCUCAAAGUGUCCAUCAUUCUGUGUAGAAGCUGAAGUGUGUAAUAUAACCAAACUCCAGUAUUAAAAAUCUCUCAUGUUAUUUUUCUUUAUACAAAGCAAGAUAACGGCAUCUAACACUGCCAUUACAUGGCAAAAUGUUUGCUACCUUAGUUUAAAAAACAAUCUUUAAAACAAAAGACUUGCUUCAAGGUGUUUUUAAAUAGCAACGAUUCAGAAUUUUUUUAAAAAAGAGUAUAAUUGCACUAACCUCCCUGCUGCUCUGAUUCUGCAUUUGUGGUACUUGUGACUACAUAUUUUCAAGUAUAGAUAGAUUAAGCUGCUAUUUUUUUUUCAGUAAUCACUACUAUAUCAUGUCUUUUACUCUGUUUAUAAUAUCAAGUAUUUUCUUAAAGAUAUCUAGGUAUCAGAUCAAACCUUGUGCUCAUGCAACUAAAAGCUAAAAUAUACAGAAUUUACAAAUGAUAGCAUGGGGCUAUGUUUAUAUGUGUGAUUAACGGGGUUUGUCAUGAUUAAUAUUUGAAUCCAGAAGAGUCAAUUUUGAAGAGAAUAGUUGUCAAAUUUAUGUCUCAGAUUUUAAUUAAGGAAUCAUUUGUUAUCGAGCUUAGCAAAUUCAUAACACUAUUUCUGUCACUAAUUAUUUUGGGGCUUUUACUAUUGAAAUUCUAACCUAUAUUUUAAGUAGAAACUGAAUUAACCCAAGUAAUGCAGCUUUAAUUUUCAGCAUUUGUUGUUUUUCUAUUUUUACAAAACAGCAUUGAUUGAAGCAAGUCUUGGUUUUACUAAGGUAGGAUAGCAUUUGCUAUUGGUAAAGAAAAUAUACAUAAUUCCACAACACAUUGUUAAAUAUAUCCCAGUUGUUGUUAGUGGGGACUAUGAUACUGUAAUAAUAUUUUUAAAAAUUUACAUCCAGAGAGGCAGUCAUUCAUGAUGGUUUUGUGCCAGCUGUUUUUAGGGUUUUGGAUCACAUUAUAGAUAUUUAGAACUAUUACCCUGUGACUUACGUAGGAAACCUAAUAUGCUGAAUAUCUGGCACUUGAAAUCCUGCUUUUAUUGCUAGAGGUCCACAUCUACGGUUGGCCUCUGUUGUUGUUUUAAAAAAAUAAAUAAAAAUAAAAAAAUCUGUGCAAUAAUUUUUAAAUGUGCUCCCAGGAAUAGACACAAAUGUUUUGAGUAUGUUUAAGCUGCAUUUCCUUUAGCGAUGCAUCUGUCAAUUGCACUGAAUUUAAAUCUGAAAGUCAUAGGUGAUUAUUGAUAGUACUUUUGUAUUUUGAUAUGGACAAUUUAUUCAUUUGCAUACAGUGAUUAACUUUCUUUCCCAUUUGAUCAAAAGAGAGUUAAACAGUUCCGCAAUAGAGCUGCCAAAGUAGACAGCUACAUUCUUAUGGUAUUGUCAUCAUUUGUUUCUUCUUUUUUUUUUCAUCUUUAGCUAUUUUACGUAAGAUUAAUAGUCACAGUAGGACAUAUCACAGAGUCUGAAUACAGAGCUUUAUUGUCCUGAAGUCUUGGGUCUUUUAAGUCUGAACUUCAUCCGGAAGGUGUCCGUUUCGUGGGCGUGGGUUCUUUCUGAGCAUCUGAUUGUUUAUUUUUGCUGCUGUUCUCAAUAUCAUCAUUGCCUGCUGAUGUGCCAUGAUGCUGCUCCAACUGACAGAAAAAAAAGAUUGCCUCUAAUUUGAGCAGUGACUUGAUUGUAUGAGACCGACUAUGUUUCACAAUCUGUUAAAUUCUGUAUUUGAGGUUCUUGCUCAUUUUCCUUCUAUUUUUUUUUUUUGAGAACCUAUUCAUGAAGAUCAACUGAUUCCAGUAGAUUUUCUAUGGUAUUUAUCGUAUAUCAUUGUAUAAGCUACUGUAAGAAACUGAUAAGGAAAAAUAGAAAGGAAAACUUGAAUGAGUCUUUCUUGAUUUAAAUAGUGUAAAGAAAUAGCAGCUGUCCCUAUUAAUUAAACAUCAUAAAGGAUCAUUCUUUAUUUCUUCUCUGUGUAGGAAGUCUACUGAGUUCUUCCCUUGGUUCCAAAUCCCAUUUCUUAUUCUUGAUCAGGUACCAUCAUUGACUUUCACAUGACUUUUAGAAGUUAUGACUUUUCUUUUUUUUAGUAGGUAUUAGGGUAUAAAAAUCUGUUUCACUUAUUCUCUGGGUAAGUAUGUUUUAGGAUUAAAAAAAAAAACCUUUUACCGAUACUGAAAGUGCCUCCUUUUGUGGUGUAAAAAAUAAAUUAUGGUGCAAAAAGUAAUCAUUAGGUUGAAUUACAUGAAGGUUUUUUGCUUUUUGACAUAUAAAAAUGUCAAGAGAAAGGCCAAAGAUUUGUACUUUUUCACUUAUAAAGCACUCCUUUUUUCCUUAAACUUCUUUCUGUCAAAUUAGAUUUAAUGAGAGAGUACUAUUUUUAAGGAGCUGUUUAUGUAGAAUGAUUUUGUUAAGAGUGAUGUAAACUAUUACUGAGUAGAGGACUGAAGAGGAGUAUGCAUUUUUGCCAUGUGAAGGGAUCACAGAGGACCAUCCUUACAUGAGCAAAAGUGGAUUCCUAGCUAGGCAGAAAAAUAAAUCUCAAAUGCAGUGCUAUUUGCUCUUUCAAAGCAGUUUUCAUUUUUUAAAGCACAUUGUACAUUUCUAUAGAACCUGCUUCUAUUCUUGCAUGCUCAUGAUGGUACUUGCAUUUGGUGAAUUACUGUUGACAGUUUUCACAGAAAUCCUAUUUCAUGGACCAACAUUGUGGCAUGGCAGCAAAUGCCAACAUUUUGGGGGAAUAGCAGCAAAUCUACAAGAGACCCUGAUUGGUUUUGGUUUUGGUUUGUUUCCAUUUUCGUUUUCCCUUCCCAAACAGCAGGGACGGAAGGAGAGGACAGAAGUUAUGAAUCACUUCUUCCAGUAGUAGCUCUGAAGUGUCACAUUCAAUAUCAGUUUUUUUAAACAUGAUUCUAGUUAAUUGUAGGAGCGAGAAAAGAGAAAGUGUUCACUUUUUUAAUACACUGAUUUAGAAAUUUGAUGUCUUAUAUCAGUAGUUCUGAAGUAUUAAUAGCAUCCUUUAUUUCUUGCCUUUGUGUUGACAGUGUUGAAGCAGGGUGAAUAACUAGGGCAUAUUUUUUCCCCUUGAGUUAAGCAGGCUGUUUCAUGAUGUUUUUCUUUAGUUUCUGGAUAAGUUCAAGAAAACAUUCUGCAUGUUGUAUUUAGUCUGAUGUAUUUCUCCAUCUCAUUGAAAACAAAACACACAGGCUGCAUUACAUAGCUCUGUAAUCCCUAAAUUCAGAAUUUUUCUUCUUUCCUGACUUUGACAUUGUAGCGAGAACGUUCUUAUUUUGAUUUUUACAAAUCCUUUGGGUCUAAUUCUGUGAGCCUACCUAUAGCACUGGAUUAAAUGUCUGCAUCAUUUCUUUAGUUAUCCAGUUAACUUUAAAACUGUUGUAAAAGUGUAAACCAGCCCAUGACAGUUUUUUGUACAUGUUAAAGAACUUUAUUAUUGUUCAGUUUUCAUGACUAUUGUGUAAGGAAGACUGAUAUAGAUGUUCUAUGCUGUCCUGGACCAUGUUAAUUACACUUACGAUGUAUUUUGGUUCCACAUCACAAUGAUUUGUCCCCAAUGACCCUUUUCUCCUUUCUAGGCACAUUUUUGUUGUUGUUGUUGUUGUCGUCGCAGUUUCCCUUUGCAUUGUAUUGCUUUGACAACUGUAAUUUGAAUCAGAUCUGAAAGAGGUCCAGAAUAAAAUAUAUUUUGAUAUUA